Messenger RNA from Tarenaya hassleriana, 708 nucleotides. RefSeq lists its product as uncharacterized. The coding region runs from base 1 to 708 and encodes 235 amino acids. The transcript has 4 exons. Lineage: Eukaryota; Viridiplantae; Streptophyta; Magnoliopsida; Brassicales; Cleomaceae. The record is from RefSeq and is a predicted model, not a curated record.
AUGAGUGCUCACGAUGCUUCCAAUGAGGGAUUGGAGAUAGGGUCGUCUAGCAACCAAGAGAUUUUCCGAGCCCUACAACAAAUGAUGGAGCACGAUGUCGAGGAAGAAGAAGAACUAAGACCUCGACAACCUAGAGGGCCUAGUAACGACCUUAAGCUUAAACCGCCCCUCUUCGUAGGAAAAGUAGAUCCCGAAGCAUACCUAGAUUGGGAGCGCCGUAUGGAUAACAUCUUCGAAUGUUAUGCAUAUUCGGAUCGACGGAGGGUCCAAUAUGCCGCUGCUCAAUUAGCAGAGAAUGCGCUAGCUUGGUGGGAUCGGGAAACCACCGAGCGACGACGAGCUCACAUAGAGCAAGUUGGAACUUGGCGUGAGAUGAAGGUCCUUAUGCGCAAGAGAUAUGUUCCUCCGCAUUUCCACCGAGAACUUCAAAGGACGUAUCGGAAGCUAGCCCAAGGAGCUAGGCCGGUGGAAGAAUAUUUUGAGGAGUUCGAACAUAUUAGGAGUCGAUUAGAGCUCGAAGAGGAUGAGGAGACGGUGAUGGCUCAAUUCUUAGAUGGACUCCAAGAACGUAUCGCUCGUAAGGUGAAGGCAGAACGACAAGAUGUCGGGAGGCAAAUUGCAGCCGUCCAAGGUACCACAAUGGAGAGUGAUGAGACCGUGCGUCUACAUGGAAUUUUGAACGAGAUCAUAUCGAAGAGAGGCGCCUGA